Molecule: messenger RNA, 906 nt
Organism: Lepus europaeus (European hare)
Lineage: Eukaryota; Metazoa; Chordata; Mammalia; Lagomorpha; Leporidae
Gene: AKR1E2
Product: aldo-keto reductase family 1 member E2
Exons: 10
Coding region: 1-906 (301 amino acids)
Cellular component (GO): cytosol
Molecular function (GO): aldose reductase (NADPH) activity
Source: RefSeq, a predicted model, not a curated record
AUGACGAAGAUCCCUGUUGUGGGGCUGGGCACCUGGAAGGCAGGCCCAGGAGAGGUGACUGAGGCAGUGAAGCUGGCCAUUGACUUGGGGUAUAAGCACUUUGACUGUGCUUCCUUAUACCAUAAUGAAAGUGAGGUUGGAACAGCCGUCUACUCCAAAAUCGUAGAGGACAUCGUGACGCGAGAGGAUCUCUUUAUUGUCAGCAAGCUGUGGUGCACCUGCCACAAGAAGUCCUUGGUGAAAGCAGCAUGCAUCAAGACUCUGAAGACACUCAACCUGGAAUACAUCGACCUUUACCUCAUGCACUGGCCUAUGGGUUUCAAGCCAGGAAAGAAAGAGUUGCCUUUGGAUCAUCAUGGCAGUGUUAUACCAAGUGAUACCGACUACCUGGAAACAUGGGAGGCCAUGGAGGAGCUGGUGAAGGCAGGGCUGGUAAAGGCCAUUGGAGUGUGCAACUUCAACCAUGAACAACUUGAGAGGCUUUUGAGAAAGCCUGGUUUGAGGAUCAAACCAGUGACUAACCAGAUUGAGUGCCACCCAUAUCUUACUCAGAAGAAUCUGAUUGGUUUUUGUCAAGAGAGAGAUGUGUCCGUGACUGCCUACUAUCCUUUUGGUAGCUCAUGGAAGGGAGUUGACUUGAUGGAUGACCCUGUGGUUCAGAGAAUUGCACAGAAUCAUGGCAAGACUCCUGCUCAGAUUUUGCUCCGAUUUCAGAUCCAGAGGAAUGUGACAGUGAUUCCCAUAGCCCUCAACCCACAGCAUAUUAAUGAGAAUAUUCAAGUGUUUGAUUUCGAGUUAAAAGAAGAAGAUAUGGAUGACAUUCUUGGUCUAGACAAAAAUCUCCGAUGGGUCACAUUCCCCACAACUGAAAAUCAUAAAGACUAUCCUUUCCAUGCAGAGUACUGA